AGAACCCAGAGAGAGAGAGAGAGAGAGAGAGAGCGUGGCUUUGAAAGUUUGGUCUCUACAUCUUCUCUGCCCUUGUUCCCUUCUCUUUUAUUUUCUUGUUUUCCAGUCCUUUUCCGUUUCUUUUGUCUUCCCCAAUUUCGCAACCCUAAUUUCCCCCCAAAAUUUCCCAAUCCCGCUUGUUCGAUUGCGCAAUCCGUUGCCUGCUUAGUGUUUCUUUUCGAUUUUCGACUCCAAUUUCUUCAUCCGCCGCAGUUUUCUAGGAUUUGAUGAAGGGAAGUCAUCUGCAUCACCGGCAGAGUUGAUGGACGGCCAUCGAAAUGCCUCAACUGCGUAGCGGAGUGCGGAGAGGCCGCCGACCCGCUCCCAGAAGCGAACCGCUAGGCAAAAGGGGGACUAGACGAGCUGCUGCGGGAAGACGAACGGUUGAGGAUAACUGUAAUAACAAGGAGGCGGAGGAGGAGGUUUUUGUGGCGCGAGAUGCCGAUGGUGGUGGGAAUGAUGACGCCGCAGUGAAAGUGCCUGAGCCGGUUAAGAGUCAGGAAAAUAUUAGAGUUGCAGAGGAGGUGAAGGAGGAAGUUGCGGAGAAGAAGAUGGAUGAGUGUGAAAGUGGUGGCCGUGGAAGUGAUAAGGGUUUGGUAGCCGAGGAUGAAGGGAGCACUGCUCCUCUUCCGGAAAGGGUCCAGGUUGGUGGGUCCCCUGCUUAUCGAAUUGAUAAGAAGCUUGGGAAAGGGGGAUUUGGACAAGUAUAUGUAGGUCGACGAAUCAAUCCAAGCAUUCCACAUGAAAGAACUGGCCCAGGGGCAGUGGAAGUUGCGUUGAAAUUUGAGCAUCGGAACAGCAAAGGCUGCAAUUAUGGCCCCCCUUACGAAUGGCAAGUGUAUAGUGCACUUGGCGGCAGCCAUGGCAUACCUCGAGUGCAUUACAAAGGGCGACAAGGUGACUACUACAUUAUGGUUAUGGAUAUGCUUGGUCCUAGUCUGUGGGAUGUGUGGAACACCAAUUCGCACUCAAUGUCAAUAGAAAUGGUGGCGUGUAUUGCCAUUGAAGCAAUAUCUAUUCUGGAAAAGUUGCACUCUAGAGGAUAUGUCCAUGGGGAUGUUAAGCCAGAGAACUUUUUGCUUGGGCCACCAGGAACACCUGAUGAGAAAAGGCUUUUUCUUGUUGAUCUUGGAUUGGCUACCAGGUGGCGUGAUAUUACUACUGGAGCUCAUGUUGAUUAUGAUCAACGACCAGAUGUAUUCCGAGGAACUGUGCGUUACGCCAGUGUGCAUGCUCAUCUUGGCAGAACAGGUAGCCGUCGAGAUGAUUUAGAGUCCCUUGCUUAUACACUUGUUUUUCUUCUUCGCGGCCGGCUUCCUUGGCAAGGGUAUCAGGGUGAGAAUAAAGGCUUCCUUGUGUGUAAAAAGAAAAUGGCGACUUCACCGGAAACACUUUGUUGCUUCUGUCCUGCCCCCUUUAGGCAGUUUGUUGAAUAUGUUGUUAACUUGAAGUUUGAUGAGGAGCCUAACUAUGCAAAAUAUAUAUCCCUAUUUGAUGGAAUAGUUGGUCCGAAUCCAGACAUCAGGCCCAUCAAUACUGAAGGUGCUCAGAAGCUAAUAUAUCAAGUUGGCCAUAAGAGAGGGCGACUUAUGAUAGAUGACAAUGAUGAUGAGCAACCAAAGAAAAAGAUUCGCAUGGGGAUGCCAGCUACACAGUGGAUUAGUGUGUACAAUGCUCGUAAACCAAUGAAGCAAAGAUAUCACUACAAUGUUGCGGACGUGAGACUGGAUCAGCACAUUGAGAAGGGAAACACUGAUGGACUGUAUAUUAGCAGUGUGGCAUCUUGUUCAAACUUGUGGGCCCUAAUAAUGGAUGCUGGGACUGGCUUUAAUGCACAAGUUUAUGAACUGUCUCCUUUUUUCCUACACAAGGACUGGAUCAUGGAACAGUGGGAGAAGAACUAUUAUAUCAGUGCCGUAGCAGGUGCUAGUAAUGGGAGCUCAUUAGUAGUAAUGUCCAAGGGCACCCAGUAUCUGCAGCAGUCCUAUAAGGUGAGCGAGUCAUUUCCAUUUAAGUGGAUCAAUAAAAAAUGGAGAGAGGGAUUCUAUGUUACUGCCAUGGCUACAGCUGGAUCUAGGUGGGCUGUUGUUAUGUCUCGUGGGGCUGGGUUUUCCGAUCAGGUUGUGGAAUUAGACUUUCUUUAUCCUAGUGAAGGCAUUCAUAAGAGAUGGGAUGCUGGCUACCGUAUUACAUCAACUGCUGCAACAUGGGAUCAAUCAGCCUUAGUUCUCAGCAUCCCUCGGAGGAAGCCUGCAGAUGAAACACAAGAGACACUUCGGACCUCUGCUUUCCCAAGCAACCACGUCAAGGAUAAAUGGGCAAAGAAUCUUUACAUUGCGUCUGUAUGUUAUGGGAGGACCGUAUCUUGAGGCGCCUAGGUUUUUCCCGUCAGGAGGGAAACUGCUCUUCAUUGUGCUGUGAGAAAAUGCCUGCUUUUUCUCUAUUGGAUAAUGUGGGGUCACUUGUUUAUUUGUGGUCAGACAGAUUCAUUGUCCUGAUCGGGAACUUGAUGUAUGCACACUAACAUAUUUAAUUAUGUGCGACGCCUAUUCCCUAGAUUGCAGUGGUGUUGGCAACUUCAGAUCCUGUGAUCAUACUUGUUCUAGAUUUUGUACAGUGUUGAAGAAUGAUUACUCGAAGGCAGAGGUCACAGGCUGCAUUUUGACUGUGACUGUAUUAUAACAAUCUGAUCUUCAGUAAAAGACUGGAUGUUGUUGAUUAAGUUCCCUGAUUGAUCCA
Andrographis paniculata is the source of this 2778-nucleotide messenger RNA. Its product is annotated as casein kinase 1-like protein HD16. The record is from RefSeq and is a predicted model, not a curated record. Gene Ontology annotation, molecular function: ATP binding; protein serine/threonine kinase activity. The transcript is spliced from 16 exons. Gene Ontology annotation, biological process: endocytosis; peptidyl-serine phosphorylation; signal transduction. Lineage: Eukaryota; Viridiplantae; Streptophyta; Magnoliopsida; Lamiales; Acanthaceae. The coding region runs from base 318 to 2408 and encodes 696 amino acids. Gene Ontology annotation, cellular component: cytoplasm; nucleus.